Dreissena polymorpha is the source of this 1190-nucleotide messenger RNA. RefSeq names its product lysine-rich nucleolar protein 1-like. The transcript is spliced from 2 exons. The record is from RefSeq and is a predicted model, not a curated record. Lineage: Eukaryota; Metazoa; Mollusca; Bivalvia; Myida; Dreissenidae. The coding region runs from base 176 to 1156 and encodes 326 amino acids.
GUAACCGCUGACUCUUCGGUGGAGAUUUUUCGGGUAGUGUACACGUUUUGGAGAUAACAUAUUAUUACUCAGAUAGAUGAUACCGUGGAUUUUUGUUAAAACCAGAACAAUAUAAUCCGUAUUAACAUAACCACUGGGAAAGGUGGAAAAUAAUCAAGAAAAAUUAGAAAACAUUAUGGGUAAACACAAGAGAAAACAUCAAGAGAGUUCCAAAGACGAGGUGUAUGUAGAGAGGUUCAACCAAGAGCUACAACAAAAAUGUUCAGAUAUGCCUGUAACCAAUGAUCCAUCACCAGAACACAAACACAAAAAGAAGGUGAAGAAAGAUUUGGACCAAAAAGACUAUGAGGUGUGUACAGUUUCCAAUCUUAUAGAAAAUGUUAACGAUUUUGACGAUAAAAAUAAGAAGAAGAAAAAGGCAAAAAAGAGAAGAAGGGAAGAGCAAACUGAUGAUGCUUCAACAACCCCAUCAUUGAAUAUCGAAGAUUCGAUUAUGAUGGCUGGUCAAGAAGAGGAGGGUAUUGUUAAGAAGAAAAAAAAGAAAAGGAAACAGAGAGGCAAUGAAACUGUAAAUGGAAUUGAGAUAAAUGAAAGAAAUAUGGAUGAAAAACAAACAUGUGUAGCAGAUGUCAGUGGUGAAGCAACUGAUGAAAGGAAAAAGAAGAAAACAAAGAGAAAGAAGAAAAAGAGAACUGAUGAUGAGUCAAAUGAAAAACAACGCAAAACUCAGUUUGAAAGUCAUGUAUAUUGUAAUGCAAAAACUGUGUCAUCAAAUGAAGAUAGAAAUCACUUAAACACAAGUUGCAAUUUAGCUUCAGCCACAACUGUUGGUCAGUGGGGAUCUGCGGAAUUUGAAGACAACAGCAGACAGAAUAAGUUCUUUAGACUGCUAGGAGGACUAAAGAAUAAAGAUUCAGCAGUGGGGAUACAGAGCAAGUUUCAACUUGGAAAGAAUAGUAUUCAAUCAGGUGGUGGCAAAGCAAUGAACAGAACACAGCAGGAAACAUAUGCCAAAACAUUAGAAACAGAUUUUCAGAAGGCUUUAACUUGUAAUGUCAACAGAGGUAUUGGACUUGGUUUUGCAAAACCAGCGUCUGAAGGAAAGAAAUUUCACAUUGAUGUUUAUCAAUCCAAAUCAAUAAAAUUUGAUGAUUAAAUUUAGGCAUUAAUAUACCAACUUGUAAGGGAAA